Molecule: messenger RNA, 2118 nt
Organism: Melospiza melodia melodia
Lineage: Eukaryota; Metazoa; Chordata; Aves; Passeriformes; Passerellidae
Exons: 11
Coding region: 26-1672 (548 amino acids)
Molecular function (GO): protein binding
Source: RefSeq, a predicted model, not a curated record
UCCUGCCCGGGCACCUCAUGCCAGCAUGGCCCUGCCACAGCUGGCCCUGACAUUCUUCCUGGCCCUUGCUCCUCUGCUGCUGGCACGGGGACAGACGCAGCGUGGCCCUGUGACUCCGUGGGUACAUCAGGAAGCAGGAAAAUGUAAAAUUCCCUCCGACUGGGAUCCCAAACUGCGGUUUACUCCAUGGAGGAGAGACUAUGCCUUGUACGAAGUGGUGCAGGUCAGCUGUGUUGGGAGGUUUGCACCAUCUGUCCCACUGAUUCAGUGCAUUUCCAGAGAGGCCCAGAUCCAGUGGAAUGAGACUCCCACCUGCAAUGAAACAUGCCAAAGGCCUGCUUGGUGGGACCCCAGACUCCAGCUGGCACCAGCCCGUGACAGUUACACAGAGAAUGAAGAAGUGACUCUGAGCUGCAACAAUGGUUUCCAGCCGUCCUUCACCCAUGUCAAAUGUGCGAGCGGGGUUCAGACAUUGAAUUAUUCUGCAUCUCCAAAGGAAGACGUGUGGCUGGGGAGAAACAGAAGUGGUGUGUGGAUUCAAGUUCAGGGGAAUAUAGUGUGCAUUGAGAAAUGCCAGAAGCCCCAGUGGGACUCCAGGUUUAUCUUUGACAAAGAACAGGAGAUCUUCAACCCAAAUGAAGUGGUGAAGAUACGGUGUCCUGAGGGGUACUCGUCUCCACCCAUGGAGAUCAAAUGUGUGACAUUGAAGCCAAGGGAAGGUUCCAUGAUUCCUCGUAGUGGCUGGAGCAUGAGGAGUGGCACAGAUGCCUGGCACCCUGUGGAAGGGAAAUUGACCUGUGUGGAUGUCCCCCUGGUUGUCCCUAAGAUCCCGGAGAUUUCCAGCACCAGCAUCAAACUGAACUGGACCUGCAGGUUCCCUCAUAUGUGCCAGAAUAUUCGGGCCAGGUGCCAGAUGGAGUGGCAUUCCUCCUCAGACUGUGAGACUGAGGAGGUGAAGGUAGAGGAGAUGCUGCAAGGCCAGGAGGGAACUUUCAUCUGCGCCCCUCUGCAGCCCUUCACUGUCUACAGUGUCACCAUCUCCCGUCUGCCUAGCACAAUCCUGUAUGCAGACCUCUACACAACAAAGGAAAUGGUGCCAGACAAGCCAGAGAAGCUGUGGGUGGAUACCAGCACAGGGUCCCUCAGGUGGAAGGAGCUGCCCUCCUGCAAAGGGGAGAUCAUUGGAUACCAGCUGAACAUCACCACCAUGAGAGCAGAGGACGGCAGCAUCAUUGACGUCUGCCCGGUGUUGGUGAACCAGUCUGAGUAUGUGCCACCUCAUCAGACAGCUGGCAACAAAUACCUGGUGACAGUGCAGGGCCUGACAGCUGCUGGAGCUGGGCCUGCAUCACAACUGGAAUUCCAAACCUACGUCCUGGUUUCAGGGCAACCUAUGGGCUCUUGGCCUGGGUCAGCAGUGACUGUAGUCGUGGUGGUGGGGCUGUUGAUCCCCUUGUCUGCUGGGAUCAUCUGGUUCGUGCUGUGCAGAAAAAAGAAGGCCUUGCCCAGCAAAGUCGAGGAGGAUCAGUACACAGAGCUCCAGCCCUAUGAGAAUGUACAGGGGGAUAAUUACUCCGUGAUCGAAACUUUUCCUGAGAAAGAUGCAGGUAAGUGUGACCAGGCUGGAGAGCCAUUUCCCCCACCCCUGCCUGUUCGCGAGAGUCAGCAGUGAGGAAGAAGAGCAGCUGGAGUGGACAUCUGAGGCACUUCCCUUCUCAAGGCUUGGUCCUCCACCACUGGAAGCAUGACAAUGAAUUAUCUCAUGAGUUAUUGCUUCCCCCCAAAAUUUUCUUCUUCAUCAAGCUCCAGAAUCCUCUGCCACACCACAGGAGCAGCUUAAGGCAUGGGUUGACCUCCUCAUGACAGCAAGGAUGUGUCCCGGUAGUUCUACAGCGCUCUGGCAUAGCCAUCUCACCAGCGUCUUGGUGCCUGCAAAUGUUCCCUGAGAAUGGAGGAGCUCACAAUUCCUCUUUCCAACCUGUAUCCUUGUAUCCAUCUAGACCCUGUCCUCUGCUUGAGUUUGGCCUAGCUGUGCUGCCCUGGCCACUGUACUCCUGUGUCUGAAAAAACCAAUAAAUUGUUCUGGUUUGCAGGGGCUGCCUGGCCCACAAAAUCUUC